AUGGCAGGAGAGCCAGAGACCCAGCAGCCAAAGAACCAUGAGGAGGAGGUCACAUUUGGAGGCCAGGGAUUUGCUGAGAACAACCCCGAGGGUCUCAUUUGCAGCUCCAAGAGCAUGCCAGAAUGUCUGACCCGAGUGCCCUGGCUUCUCCUGCUUCUCAUCUCUCUGGGCCUCUUUGUGCUGAUGUUGGCCAUCCUGGUUCAAGUUUCCAGGAUUCGUGCAUACCCACAGGGACAGGCCCCAGAUCAGCAGGGGAGCUCCAGCUUGGGUGAGGUUGCUGUUCCUCCUGCGCAGACACAUAACCUGGAGCAGAUCCAGCAUCAGCUGACUCAGAUCAAUGUCUCGCUGGCUGGCCUCUGCCGGCCCUGCCCCUGGGACUGGGAGCUCUUCCAGGGAAGCUGCUACCUCUUCUCCAGGACUCUGGGCAGCUGGGAAGCCUCAGCCUCCUCCUGCCAGGAUCUUGGAGCCCACCUGGUGAUUAUCAACAGUGUUGAAGAGCAGAGAUUCAUGAAAUACUGGAAUGUGAGGAAGAACCAACGGUCCUGGAUUGGCCUCAGUGACCACAGACGUGAAGGUUCUUGGCAGUGGGUGGAUGACACCCCUCUGCAGCUCAGCUUUUGGAAAGAAGGGGAGCCCAACAAUGAUGGGGAUGAGGACUGUGUGGAGCUGUUCAUGGAUGACUGGAAUGAUAAUAAAUGCACCGAGCUAAACUUCUGGGUGUGUGAGCAGCCCUCGGCUCCCUGCCCUCGUCACUGAGGGUCUGUGCUUCCCCUAGGUGUGCAGACUACUUGGGGUCACUCUGCUCUAGUUCCAGCCACCUUAUUCAUCCCCAGUGUCCCUGCUCUGAGUCCUUUGGGAUCUUGAGAGAGUCCCUGAGACACCUCCCCUGCUGUGGAUGAUCUCACUUGCUCUUUCCAGCCCAUGAACCCCUUAGUAGAGCCACACUACCAUGUGUCUGGGCUGUACCUCAAUGACAUGCACUUUGCCUAGCAUGAGUGGGUCUCUGAGUUCCACCC
This is a messenger RNA of Onychomys torridus (southern grasshopper mouse), 1016 nucleotides long. Its product is annotated as CD209 antigen-like protein 2. Bases 1 to 756 code for a protein of 251 amino acids. The transcript has 8 exons. Lineage: Eukaryota; Metazoa; Chordata; Mammalia; Rodentia; Cricetidae. The record is from RefSeq and is a predicted model, not a curated record.